Molecule: messenger RNA, 1338 nt
Organism: Symsagittifera roscoffensis
Lineage: Eukaryota; Metazoa; Xenacoelomorpha; Acoela; Convolutidae
Product: histone H3.3
Exons: 2
Coding region: 167-577 (136 amino acids)
Cellular component (GO): nucleus; nucleosome
Molecular function (GO): protein heterodimerization activity; DNA binding; structural constituent of chromatin
Source: RefSeq, a predicted model, not a curated record
AGUAACUCUGUGUAAUGGGUUGUUUACAACUUUCAGAUAUUUACUGAGGCAGUUAGCCUUAUUUCAAGGAGAUUUUAAAAGUACGCCAGAUCAGUGUUCAGUUACAAUUACACCAGUUUUUACUAGACAACUAGGAGUUUGAUUGACGUUUUUGGCGGAAACAAUAAUGGCUAGAACUAAGCAGACUGCGCGGAAGUCGACUGGAGGAAAAGCCCCCAGGAAACAACUGGCAACUAAGGCAGCCAGGAAGAGCGCGCCGGCUAUUGGGGGAGUGAAGAAACCUCACAGGUACCGCCCAGGGACAGUAGCUUUGAGGGAAAUAAGACGCUACCAGAAAUCGACCGAGUUGCUGAUCAGAAAACUGCCGUUCCAGAGACUGGUGAGGGAAAUUGCACAGGAUUUCAAGACUGACCUCAGGUUUCAAACAGCCGCUAUCGGAGCACUUCAGGAAGCGGCCGAGGCAUACCUUGUCGGACUAUUCGAGGACACGAACCUCUGUGCAAUUCACGCCAAACGCGUGACUAUCAUGCCCAAGGACAUUCAACUUGCGCGCCGAAUCAGAGGCGAAAGGGCAUAAACUAAUCGCACAACAUAAAGUGGCAUAUAUUGGGCAGCGGGAAAAUGAGACAAGCUAGCCAAUUAUAUAUAAACUUCAAUCUAUGCUGUUUUGUAAGACUGAACGGAAUCAAAACUAAGCUUAUUGAUCUUUUGCGCUUUUCAAGGUCUUUUAAGACCGAUAAUAUUUUUUUAUUUUUUUUCAAGUCCAUUUUUGAAUUUUCUUCUAAAGCUGAUUUAGAGAAAAAAUUAGUGAAAGUGUUGUUGUUUUCGAGAAACAUUUGAAGUGUAGUAAAAAAAUAUAUAGCAGAUCCAAGAUGCUUAGUUCAGUUUUUGAAACCUUCAAGCAGUUUUGUGCAAUUCUCCUCGGAAGUUUUAAUGUUCCAUUGUUGCAUUCUCUAUUCAGUGUUUCCUAUUGAAUUUAUUAUUUUAUACUGAAAUGCAAUUUUGAUUUUAGAUAUAUUUUGAUGUGUUUUCACUAAUAGUUUUCCAAUGUUGAAUUGAAUUUUUUCGUUUCAAUGAGGAGCUUCUGAUAUUUUUAAUUUAAUUUUUUGUUGAUGUAAUUGAAAGUUAGCUCCUCAAUGAGUGAUCAGUCGUUUAAUUUUAGAAGUUAGUUAUGAUAACUGUAUUUUAAUCAGGUUUUUGAUUUCCAUUUUCACCGAUUGUGUAUCUGAUUCUUUUAUGACAAUAGAUUGACCGGGUGUUAUGUAUUACUACGUUUGUGCAUUAUGCUUCUCCUCAAAACGUAAUUUACUUUUUGGGCUGAUUUUUUGCGGCUGCAUA